Phodopus roborovskii (desert hamster) is the source of this 2445-nucleotide messenger RNA. Its product is annotated as leukocyte immunoglobulin-like receptor subfamily B member 3. Gene Ontology annotation, biological process: cytokine-mediated signaling pathway. Gene Ontology annotation, molecular function: inhibitory MHC class I receptor activity. NCBI's taxonomy places the organism in Eukaryota, Metazoa, Chordata, Mammalia, Rodentia, Cricetidae. The transcript is spliced from 13 exons. The record is from RefSeq and is a predicted model, not a curated record. The coding region runs from base 27 to 2384 and encodes 785 amino acids.
ACUUGCAGCCUCCAGGAGGAGAUGCCAUGACCUUCACCUUCACAGCCCUGCUCUGUCUGGGACUGGCUCUGGGCCUUGGGACACCAGUGCUGGCAGGAACUCUCCCUAAACCUAUCCUCAGCAUACAGCCAGACUCUGUGGUCACUGAGCAGACUACAGUGACCUUCUUGUGUGAAGGAACCACAGGAGCCAAAGAGUACCUUCUGUAUAAAGAUGGAUACAAAUAUUUAACACACAAAGGCAUUCCACAGAAUACUACAGACAAGGCUAAAUUCUCAAUCCCAAAAAUAGGCCAGGAAGAAGCAGGGAGAUACCAAUGUUGCUAUCAGACCAGUGAUGGAUGGUCAGAGUACAGUGACUCUCUGGCGCUGGUGGUGACAGGGGCCUACAGUAAGCCCACCCUCUCAGCCUUGCCCAGCCCUGUAGUGAUUGAGGGAGGAAAUGUCACCCUCCAGUGUGUCUCAAGUCAACGAUAUUGCAAGUUCAUUCUGACUAAGGAAGGAACACGGGAGCGCUCCUGGACACAGAACUCACAGUAUAACCACUCUACUCGGCAGUACCAGGCUCGUCUCCCUGUGGGUCCUGUGACCUCCAGCCAAAGGUGGACAUUCAGAUGCUACAGCUUUAAUAACAACAGCCCACUGGUGUGGUCAGAACUUAGUGACCCCCUGGAGCUCCUGUUCUAUGGGUCCCUCCACAAACCCACCCUCAGGGCUGAGCCAGGCCCUGUCAUCGCCUCAGGAAGAUCCAUGAACAUCUCCUGUCAGGGGACCCUGGAUGCAGAAAUGUGUUUUCUGCAUAAAGAGGGUACACAGACCACAAACGAGCUUGGGAACAAGUGCACACGCUCCAUUCCUUCUGUGGCACAGCAACAUGCAGGACAGUAUCGCUGUUACUGUUACAGCUCAGCUGGCUGGUCAGAGCGCAGUGACACCCUGGAACUGGUGGUGACAGGAAUGUACAAUGAUAACCCCUUCCUGACAGCACUGCCCAGCCCUGUGGUGACCUCAGGAGGGAACAUGACUCUGCGGUGUGUCUCACUGUAUGGAUAUGACAAGUUCGUUCUCACCAAGGAAGAUGAGAAAUUCUCCAGCUCCCUGGACUCACAGUAUAUAGGCAAUGGCCACCAAGCCACAUUCUCUGUGGGCUCUGUGACCCCUGUCCACAGCGGAACAUUCCGAUGUUAUGGUUACUUAAAGAACACCCCACAGUUGUGGUCAGUACCCAGUGACCCCCUGAAAAUACACAUCUCAGGCCUGUCGAAGAAGCCCUCCCUGCAGACUCAGCAAGGCCACAUCCUGGACCCUGGAAAGAGCCUCACCCUGCAGUGUUGCUCUGACAUCAACUAUGACAGAUUUGCUCUGUACAAGGUGGGGGGAACAGACUUCACCCAGCAUCAUGGCCAGAGGACCCAGGCUGGCCUCUCAGUGGCAAACUUCACACUGGGCUCUGUGAGCAGAACUACCGGUGGCCAGUACAGAUGCUAUGGUGCACACAACCUCUCCUCUGAGUGGUCAGCCUCCAGUGAUCCCCUGGAUAUAUUGAUCUCAGGAGAGAUUCCUGCAACUCCUUCCCUCUCAGUGAGGCCAAACUCCACAGUACAGUCUGGAGAGGACGUGACCCUGCUGUGUCAGUCAACAAACAAAGUGGACACUUUCAUUCUGUCCAAGGAGGGAGCAGCACACCAACCCCAGCGAAUGAAAUCAAAGUCCCAAGAUUGGGGGUUCCAGGCUGAAUUCUCCAUGAGUGCUGUGACCUCUGCCCUCUCAGGCACCUACAGGUGCUAUGGUUCUCGAGAUUCAUCUCCCUACCUGCUGUCACAUGCCAGUGCCCCUGUGGAACUCUCUGUCUCAGGAGAGGUGACCCUGAACUCUACAGGCCUGGAAAGGUACCUGAAGGCUCUGAUCGGAGUCUCUGUGGCCUUCCUCCUGUUCCUCUUCAUCCUCAUCUUCCUCCUCCUCCGACGAAAGCAGCAGGGAAAGUUCAGGAAGGAUGCCCAGAAAGAGACAGAACUGCAACUUCCUGCAGGAGCUAUAGAGCCAGUAAUCAGACACAGAGGCCGCCAGAAGAGAUCCAACCCAGCUGCUGCCACCCAGGAAGAAAGUCUUUACGCUUCAGUGGAGGACAUGAAACCGCAGGAUGGUGUUGAGGUGCACAGUUCGGCUGCUGAAUUCGAAGGGUCCAAGGAUGUGGUCUAUGCCAAGCUGUCACUCAGACAGGGAACCCCUGUGCCUCCUCCCUCCCAGGCUGGAGAAGCCCCAAAGGAGACCACUGUAUAUGCUGCUCUGGUCAUUGCUCGACCAGGUCCUGUUCCCAAUAACAAGAAAAAUGACCCUCUGCCUGGAGGCCAAUGGAGACCUCCAAAGGGAUUCUGUGAACUUUAAGGAACUGGGUUGCAUUUUAACUAACAUCAUAUACUUGGAAAUAAAACACAUUUCUCAAUAA